CUCAACUCGUCAUCUUCCAUCCCAUCUCAUCUCAUCCCAUGGCCCUCAUGCCUUCCAGGAUACUCGGGGCACCACCACCUCCUCCGCGCUCGCUGAAGCGUGCCCCCAGCUACCAGGCUAAUGGCGCCGAUGAAGAGGAUGACGAUGUUGACAUGGUCUUCACCCCUGUAGCCAACGGGAGAAAGCCCAUCGGAAACGCGCACGCCAUCGCUGACCUUGUGGAUGAUGCGCCGGCGCAUCUCCCUGUCGCGGGACCUUCGUCUGAGGUCGACAGCGCGGACGAGAGCAGUGACGAUGAAGACGAGGAGGACGACGAAUGGCCCGUUGCACACGUCGAGGUUCGGUUGCUCCCCCAUGCUGUCAUAACCCGCAACCACUUCGUGACGCAGGUUUCAUAUAUAUUGCAGGACCGGCUCAAGUGGGUGCAUGGGGACGAGGAGUUCGCACCUCACCUGUGGGAGGACGUCCCAAUGCUUCGGGACAACGUCGAGCGGAUCUUCAUCUCUGAGAUCGAACGACCAGGCCCAUUGAAGGGCGACGAGGUCGACUACGACGUCCAUGUGUACAAGCCCUGGAACGAGGCAGGAGAGGUGAUCCAGGGCGGCUUGGAUGAGGAUGAGGAGGAAGACUGUCCCACAGCUGCGACCAUCACGAAUCUUCCCUCUGUCCACAUGGAGGGAUUGUGGGAGAACCUGAUAUACGAGGGUGGCAUCAAAGAGAGGUUGCUGCGAUACAUAAACACGUCGCUUGUCUUCGCCGACUGCAUGGUCGACCCGAACGUUAUCUCCUCCAACCGCCUCGCCCUCAUGUACGGCCCUGCGGGCACGGGCAAGACAUCAUUGUGUCGGGCGCUCGGACAGAAGCUCGCCAUCCGUUAUCUCGACGGAAAAUACCCUCACGGCGCCAAGCUUAUCGAGAUCAAUUCUCACUCGCUGUUCUCCAAAUGGUUCAGCGAGAGUGGCAAGCUCGUGCAGAAGGUGUUUGACAAAGUGCAGGAGUAUCUUGGCGAUCCAGAAUGUCUCGUCGUAGUUAUGAUCGAUGAGGUCGAGUCGAUCGCUGUGUCUCGCGCCACAGCCAUGAUGGGAUCAGAGCCGAGCGACACUGUCCGGGUCGUCAAUGCGAUUCUUACUCAGCUUGAUCGCCUAAAGCAGAGCCCAAACGCGCUAGUGCUGGCGACAUCGAACUUGGUGGGAGGUAUUGACGCCGCUUUCGUCGACCGUGCCGAUAUCAAGCAGUAUAUCGGCCCGCCACCGCCCGAGGCGAUCUACUGGAUUUUGAAGUCCACGUUCACGGAGCUGGGCAAAAGGAGGGAAGGCAGGGACCGGUUGGCACCACACGGCGACAGGCUUCUGUGCUGGAAGGAGGCAACACCAGAGUCGCGCCAGGCCUUUGAGACACGUAAGGAGGAGCGAAUCUGGCUGGCGUCCGUCGAGUUGCGCAAGAUCGCCGUGCGGUGUCACGCUCUAGGCGCGAGCGGCCGAUUCCUAAGGCGCCUGCCCAAGCUGGCGCACGUGCGGCUGGGGAGGCCGUCUGCGCGCCUCGCGCAGUGGAUGGAGGCGUUCGCGGCCGAGGUCGAGGCGGAGGCUGAGGGACGCGAGCUUAUCGCACAGGGCGAGGGCCGAUAUGAGGGCAAGCGCCAGCGGGGCGAGUAGGCCGCUGUCUGUUGUGUACUAUCAUCACAACCACAUACUUGUACAAAUGCAUCUAGCAUCCUCAAC
Cutaneotrichosporon oleaginosum is the source of this 1718-nucleotide messenger RNA. RefSeq lists its product as uncharacterized. Gene Ontology annotation, molecular function: ATP binding; ATP hydrolysis activity. The record is from RefSeq and is a predicted model, not a curated record. Gene Ontology annotation, cellular component: chromosome; nucleus. Gene Ontology annotation, biological process: reciprocal meiotic recombination; meiotic recombination checkpoint signaling. Lineage: Eukaryota; Fungi; Basidiomycota; Tremellomycetes; Trichosporonales; Trichosporonaceae.